CUGUCACGAAAAGGCCCAUUCGAGUGAGUAACCAAAAACACGACACAGCGGUUUUUGAUUUGAUUGGUGCUGCAAAAAUUCAAUAUUUUUCUGUGGAUAUCUCCUAAAAUCGUCUAGAUUACCAUUAAUAUAUUAAAGCCGAAUAAUGUCCGACAUUCAGACACUAGUUGAUAUGGGAUUUCCCAAGGAGAAAGCCGAACGUGCCCUCCAGGUCACCAACAACAAGGGUGUGGAAGCGGCCAUGGAAUGGUUGCUGGCCCAUGCCGACGAAGAUAUUCCAUCGAGCAGUGGCUCAUCAUCGUCGACGCAACAGCAACCCGAGGUCGAAGGACCCACGUCAGAGGAUGCGACUCCUAGUACUGCCACCGACGAGGCCGCACCGGUGGCCAAGUCGCUCAAGUGUGAUGAAUGUGGAAAACUGUUCAAAUCGCAGGACGAGGUUGAGUUCCAUGCGGCCAAAACGCAGCACAGCAGCUUUUCGGAAUCUACCGAGGAGAAAAAACCGCUGAGCGAGGAUGAAAAAAAAGCCCAACUGGCCCUGCUGGAAGAGAAGAUGAAACGCAAGCGCCAGGAGCGCGAGGAGAACGAAAAGAAGGAAGCACAAGAGCGGGAGCGAUUGCGUAUCAAAUCCGGCAAGGAUAUGCUGGAGGCCAAGCGAAAGCUUGAAGAGCAGGAGAUGAAGAAAGUGAUGGAUCAACGGCGAAGGGAGAAAUUGGAGGAAAAGGCUGCCCGCGACAGGGUGAGGGCCCAGAUUGAAGCCGAUAAAGCGGCUCGGAAGGCGAAGCAAGCUGGCGAAAGUUUCGUUGCUCCCGCGCCAGCCCCAGUUGUCACCAGUCCAACUGAUUCGCCGAAGCCGGCCGUUUCGAAGACCUACACAAACGCUCGCAUCCAGAUUCGCAUGCUGGACGGUAGCACUCUGGUGGAAACCUUCGAUGCUAAGGAACAGCUCGCUGCCGUGCGGCUGUUCGUGCAGCUUAAAUUGGGAAACGCUUCCGCUCCGUUUGGCUUGAUGACGAACUUCCCUCGGAAGGUUUUCAGCGGAGACGACUUCGACAACUCGCUGGAUAAGCUUGGACUGGUUCCAUCGGCAGUGCUAAUCGUGACCAAGGCACAAUGAGAAAGUUAGGGCAUUUUUUUUAUUUGGACAGGCGUUGAGUGACAAAUGCGGCGGAUUUGUGUGUAAGAGUCGAGCAGGGAUGUGAUUAACAGUGGUAAGAGAAAUGCAAGUGGUUUGGAAUAUUUAUUGGUUUUGUCAAAAAGAAAAAAAACGAAAAAAACUAAAUUUCAACUUA
Messenger RNA from Armigeres subalbatus, 1292 nucleotides. RefSeq names its product UBX domain-containing protein 1. Bases 146 to 1117 code for a protein of 323 amino acids. Gene Ontology annotation, cellular component: cytoplasm; nucleus. Gene Ontology annotation, molecular function: K48-linked polyubiquitin modification-dependent protein binding. The transcript has 3 exons. The record is from RefSeq and is a predicted model, not a curated record. Gene Ontology annotation, biological process: negative regulation of protein ubiquitination; negative regulation of protein K48-linked deubiquitination; negative regulation of proteasomal ubiquitin-dependent protein catabolic process. Lineage: Eukaryota; Metazoa; Arthropoda; Insecta; Diptera; Culicidae.